AUGGACCCUGCCUCGUCUCUGGAGGGCUCUGCCGAUGAUGAGCGUGCGGGCAAACGACUCAAAGCCAAUGGGUCAGUGGAAUAUGGACCGUCUGCAGAGACAGACAAAGGAGACUUUCUUGGACAAACUAGCAAGACGCAUUCCUCGUCUGCGGAUGUCGACCGUCGUAAAAGCGGAGGCUUCCCUGGACAGUCGCAGUUUGCAUCCGACCUCGAGCAGGAAAUGAUCGCGGCACUUGGCCUGUCACCCGCCGAACCCCGUCCUCAACAGGCUUCGACCUUCGAGCCGCGCUUGAGCCCAAGUGCAACUGUCGCUUUGCACUCUGAUGGCCCGCGCAGCCAGCCCAAAGACGAAUUGAAGAAUGACACCGGCAGUUGCUUGACUUGUGCCCCAGCUAGCGAAGAACCAAGCGAGAAGAACUUGCCAGCUCUUCCUAUCCGGCCCCCUACACCUCCCACUGUGUCGAACAUGAAAGAUUCAUCACUGCCGAGUAUUCCAGUAUCCGAGACUAUGCUCCCGUCAAUCCGCCCAGUGUCUGAAGAGAAUGCCAAACCUACUUUACCCAAAAUAGAACACUUCUCGAUCGACCUCUCGACCCAGGACGUCCCUGUGGAAGGAAUCUCACCAGAGGUGCUGCCAAAGGAUAUCUCGUCUCCAAAGGAAGAGGAACACCCGCCAAGUCUUCCUCCAAAAGAUAUGCAACCCAGAGGCGUUCCCUCACAGGGCGUUGUGUCUCCGAAGCCAAGAUUUGCCGCACGGCAACUGUCCGUCUCCACACUCGGAGUGGAUGAGCAGAGAGUUGGCCAUCCUCCUGAGGGAGAAGUAGACACACCUCCUUCACCACUGCAGCAACCUGGGAAAAUGGCCCAGGAUGAUAUGCCAGACCACCACGCAUACGACCAAUCUAGCUCCAGAGCUCUGGUAUCCGAUUUCACUCUGCCCUCACUUGACGACGUCGCGCCAGGAUUUGGCUCAACUUACCCACACCGACCUCCGACCUCUGCAGAAAUCCUGGAAUCAAAGCGCAAGUCAAUCAGCGGUCUGCCUCCCUCCACGCCAGCCGUACACAGCCCGCUCCGGAAUGAAGUGAGGUACUCUCCAGGAACUCGAAGCAGCAUCUUGAGCUUUGGUAGCUUCGGUCGCCAGAGCAAUAACAGCAAGGGCACGCGUCCAAAUACUCCCGCCAAUGAGAUGUCAGAGCACGCGGCAUCUGGUGAUUCGAGGAUGGACAAGUUGAAGAAUUUUGGAAGAAGACGCCGUGCGUCGGUGGGUAAUGCGCUCUCUGGGCUUCAGGAUGGAUUUUCGAAAGAACUUCAAGGUCUUCAAGCGCGAGGGGCUGAGAGUGAGUCGCAACCGAAGGAGGGUGGCCAGAAGAAGCGGGCCUUUAACAGGAUCAGCGUAUGUGAUAUCAUCGAGACAAAAGCUUCAUACUAUCUUAUUAACCAUUUACAGGGCUUUUUUGGUCGCCAACAAGAACCCCAGCCUGCACAGAGCAAGGCCUUCGAUUUUGGUGCUGAUAGACCUGCUCCGAUGAAAGCCCUGCCAACGGCUCCUCAGAGCUCUCAACCACAAGACUCAUUCAGGCACAACGGCAACCUUACUAUUGACCCCGUCGACAAAGACCUUCCACCCCCGCCAGUUUCCAAAUCUUCAUUCUCCUCAGUCGAAUCGUCCAAUCACGCUCGUGACCCUCGCCAGUGGGCCAGCCUGCCCCUUCCACCAGUCACUGCGACCAAUCCUAUGCUAACUAGCCGAUUCUACUCAUCGUUCCAGUCUGAAGAACCUCCCACUGCUACUCAGCAUACUCGCACAAAGAGUCAGCCCAUGCUGUCCCCGCCGCCAUUGUCACCCAUCGGAGGAUCCGAUUCCGACAAAAGCAAUCAGUCAAUUCCACUAUCCGAUGUGAGCCAAGUAGAGGAGCGCACUAUACCCCAAGAACACGAGCACGAAGAUGCUCAACCCCCUGUACCACCAAAGUCACCCGAGAUCCAACCUCAGCCCGAGCAAGACCCCAAUCUACCAAAAGACGUCUCUGACGUCUCCAUCUUCUCAACAUAUCCCCACCGAGGCGAUGCCCGGUUGGUCAAUGAGACUCAUGAACCCGUCGAGCUCGCAGUCACGCACGAUGACUCUAGCGAGGAAAUCAUCAUGUCCCCGACGUCUUACCCAGGACAAGAAUGGACGCCGACGGAUUACUACUAG
This is a messenger RNA of Penicillium daleae, 2202 nucleotides long. RefSeq lists its product as uncharacterized. NCBI's taxonomy places the organism in Eukaryota, Fungi, Ascomycota, Eurotiomycetes, Eurotiales, Aspergillaceae. The transcript has a single exon. The coding region runs from base 1 to 2202 and encodes 733 amino acids. The record is from RefSeq and is a predicted model, not a curated record.